UGUGUAUGUUUCUAUAUAGGUAGCUGAUAUUCUUACUGUAAAAGGUGGAACUGGUGCUAUAAUCGAAUAUCAUGGAAACGGCGUUAAUUCAAUAUCUUGCACUGGUAUGGCGACGAUUUGUAACAUGGGAGCCGAAAUUGGUGCCACCACAUCAGUAUUUCCGUUUAAUGAGCGCAUGGCCACAUAUUUGAAAUCUACUAACCGAAGCGCUAUUGCAGACGAAGCAAAUAAAUACAAAAAACAACUUUUUACUCCAGAUGGAAAUUGUGAAUACGACGAACUAAUUGAAAUUAACUUAGAUACGUUAGAACCUCAUGUCAAUGGACCAUUUACACCUGAUCUGGCUCACCCAAUAAGUAAAUUGGGAGCGAAUGCAAAACAAAAUGGGUAUCCACUGGAUAUUAAAGUAGGUCUAAUUGGCUCUUGUACCAAUUCCUCAUAUGAGGAUAUGGGUCGUUGUGCUAAUAUUGCAAAGGACGCAAUGACACAUGGUCUUAAGUCGAAAAUUCCGUUUAAUGUUACGCCUGGCUCUGAGCAGAUUCGUGCAACCAUCGAGAGGGACGGAAUCGGUGAAGUUUUUGAAAAGUUUGGUGGCACCGUUUUAGCGAAUGCAUGCGGCCCCUGUAUCGGCCAAUGGGAUCGAAAAGAUGUGAAAAAAGGUGACAAAAACACAAUCGUAACUUCGUAUAACCGCAACUUUACUGGGAGAAAUGAUGCUAAUCCUGCAACCCACUCAUUUGUUACCAGCCCAGAAUUAGUCACCGCUUUAUCGAUUGCUGGUCGUUUAGACUUUAAUCCAUUAACUGAUGAACUUACCGGAUCGGAUGGGAAGAAAUUUAAACUGUCUGCUCCAUUUGGCGAUGAAUUACCUUCUAAAGGAUUUGACCCGGGAAUGGAUACUUUCGACGCACCACCGAAGGAUGGCGAAGCUGUGAAAGUAGAAGUGGAUCCAAAGAGUCAGCGUCUUCAAAUUUUAGAACCCUUUGAUAAAUGGAAUGGUAAAGAUUUGGUAGAUAUGACUGUCCUUAUUAAAGUGAAAGGAAAAUGCACAACAGACCAUAUAUCCGCUGCUGGACCUUGGCUUAAAUACAGAGGACAUUUGGACAAUAUUUCAAACAACAUGUUUAUUGGGGCUAUUAACUCGGAAAAUAAUGAAAUGAAUAAGGUUAAAAAUCAGCGAACAGGUGAAUGGGCAGGUGUUCCUGAUGUUGCACGAGAUUAUAAGGCCAAUGGAAUAAAAUGGGUUGCUGUCGGUGAUGAAAACUACGGAGAGGGUUCAUCUCGUGAGCACGCUGCGCUAGAACCACGUCACUUGGGUGGUCGAGCUAUUAUAGUUAAAUCGUUUGCUCGCAUUCACGAAACGAAUUUAAAAAAACAAGGAUUAUUACCUUUAACAUUCGCAAAUCCUGCAGACUAUGAUAAGAUACAACCUGAAAGCAAAAUUUCCCUAAUUGGAUUAAAUAGUUUAGUGCCUGGAAAGCCAGUUGAUUGCGAAAUCAAAACGGGCAACAAAGUCGAAAGGAUUAAGCUGAACCAUUCGUUAAAUGAUUUGCAAAUUGGUUGGUUUAAGGCCGGCAGCGCACUCAACCGAAUGAAGGAGCUCGCAGUAAAUAAGUAAAUUGAACUCGUGGAGUGACUACAAAUAAAUCUUUAGAAAAAAACUUUGAAAUACAUAAAUAUAAGGCACUACAUAUCUACACCAAAUCAGCGUUUAGAUAUAAAGAAAUACAUAUUUCUCAAAAUCUUGGUAUGCUUUAUUAGUAAAUCAUAUUCUCUAUUGAUUUUAGUUCGUUUCACAUGAACAUGGUUAAAUACAAUAAUUUAUGCAAGUGAAA
Molecule: messenger RNA, 1835 nt
Organism: Rhagoletis zephyria (snowberry fruit fly)
Lineage: Eukaryota; Metazoa; Arthropoda; Insecta; Diptera; Tephritidae
Product: probable aconitate hydratase, mitochondrial
Biological process (GO): tricarboxylic acid cycle
Cellular component (GO): cytosol; mitochondrion
Molecular function (GO): 4 iron, 4 sulfur cluster binding; aconitate hydratase activity
Source: RefSeq, a predicted model, not a curated record